Gekko japonicus is the source of this 2448-nucleotide messenger RNA. Its product is annotated as IgGFc-binding protein-like. Bases 248 to 2338 code for a protein of 696 amino acids. Lineage: Eukaryota; Metazoa; Chordata; Lepidosauria; Squamata; Gekkonidae. The record is from RefSeq and is a predicted model, not a curated record. Gene Ontology annotation, biological process: cell-matrix adhesion. The transcript is spliced from 9 exons.
CUACAGCGGCCACACGUGCGUCUCUAGACAAGUCUCUUGUGACCAUGUUUCUGAGCAGCUGUUGCCUGUUUCUAGCUGGGGUACCGACUUCAUCGUCCCCUCUCUUCCCUUUGACAAGGAGUAUGACAUAGUGUAUGUUUCUACUUCCCAAAAUACUCAAGUUGAAGCUCAGACUGGAGUGAGCAAGAACAUCAGGGCUUUGGGUGCUGCUCGAGUGCUGUUUUACGGCAUUCAAGGCUCGACCGCCAUGUCCCUCUCAGCUAGCUCGGGCAUUCAAGUUACCUUCUUCGGUGAUGGUGGCACUCAUGGUAACUUCCGCUAUGAUCCUUUCUUCAUGGCAAUCCCCCCGGUCUCUAGUUACUGUCAGGCCUACAAUAUCUACGGACAGGACGAAUGUGAGAACUACGCGCUGAUCAUUGCCAAAUCAUCAGAGACUUCUGGGAUCACCCUGGACAAGCGACCACUGAGAAAUCUCCAGUGGAAUCCAGUUCCUGGCACUGAAUUCUCCUGGGCAUCACACAGCUUAGGCCACAGAUACACAGUCCAUGUAGUGGAGCACCCCACCUCCCCCUUCGGGCUGCUGAGUGUUGGGGUCGGGAACGCGAAGGCAUACGGCUCCCCAGCAGUUUGCACAAAAGAUCCCUGCAAAGCACUGCAAUGCCGAGCAAAGGAAACAUGCAAAGUGCAGAAUGGUCAAGCAAGUUGUGUCCAUGAGUACAAAGGGACCUGUCAGGUCUCCAUGUCCCAAGAUGUCCAGACCUUUGAUGGCCUCAUUGUAGACCUCCAAGACUCUUGCUCCUACACCCUUGUGAAGUCCUGCAGCAGCGACGCCAACCUUGUACCUUUCACAGUUGAAGAAAAGAGUGGCGACAUAGACAUCGAGGCAGCCUUCAAGAUGCAGAUUACCCAUAUCAAUGUCUAUGAUUACAACAUCACCAUUAGCAAGGGAGAAGGUGCCCAAAUCAUGGUAAAUGGUGCAGUGGCCAGCCUCCCAGCCACCCUGCAAGAUGGAAAAAUCAAAAUCUCCAAGAACGAUGGGCUGCCGAUCAUUGAAACAGAUUUUGGCCUCCGGGUGAUGCAUGACAAGAACUUCACAGUCGUGCUGACUCUCCCGAGUAGCUACUACGGAGCCACCUGUGGACUCUGCGGGAAUUUCAAUGAAGACAGAGAUGAUGACAUGGCUUACCCCAAUGGCACUCAAGCCUCUUCCAUUAUGGACUGGGUCAGCAGUUGGGAAGUCCCAGACCCUGCCUGCUUAGAGGCCUGCCAAGGACUUUGCUCGGCCUGUGAUGAGGGCCAGGAGGAGCUGUACGGCCAUGAAAAGUAUUGCGGCGUGAUCAGCAAAGUUUCCGGAGGACCCUUCAGAGCGUGCCAUUCCACAGUGAGCCCCUCUGAGUACUUUGACGAAUGCGUCCUUGAAAUGUGUUUAAACAGAGGGGACAACGACACACUGCGUCAAAUGGUGGAGACCUAUGCCGCUGCUUGCCAGGAAAAGGGCAUCACUACAGUUGACUGGAAAACACUCUCUUACUGUGGACUGGUGUACCCUGUCCUCCAGCUGAAUGAGAUUCUUGUCCCAGGUUCAACACUGACUUCUAUCCAGAAUCCAACAGGAUCCUUGAUGUAUCCAUAUGGGACAUCUCAAGGUGACAGAAUGAACGAAAAGUCAGAUGAUGGAUCUUCUGCAGAGAUCACCAUUUCAGCUCCUUUCACCUUUUAUGGCAAGCCAUACCGCUCUCUCUAUGUAAACAACAAUGGUGUGGUCUCAUUUGGAGUGAGAGUCUCACAGUUCACACCCAACCCUUUCCCACUAGAUGGUGGGUCACCCUUUGUGGCUCCAUAUUGGGCAGAUGUUAACAAUGUGAAAGGUGGGGAUGUUUUCUGGAGGCAAUCUCAGGAUCCCAGCUUGCUUAGGCAGUGCACCGAAGACAUCAAUCGGUACUUUCCUGGGGUCCCGUUCACGGCUGUCUGGGCCUUCGUUGCUACCUGGGACCGAGUGGCCUAUUAUGGGUCUACUUCAAGCAAGGUCAACACCUUCCAGGCUGUCUUGACCACCAACAGGCGAAUCUCCUUCAUCAUGUUGAAUUACGGUAGCAUCCAGUGGACCACGGGGACAGCAAGUGGUGGGCGUGAUACCACAGGCCUUGGUGGAACCCCAGCACAGGCUGGAUUUGACAGUGGAGACAAAAGAAAUUACUACGCCAUCCCUUCUUCCCGAACCCCUGAUAUCAUCAAUAUUGGGAAGACCACCAAUGUGGGGAUGCCAGGGCGCUGGGUGUUCCAAGUGGAUAAAUCUGUAGUUUCGGCCUCCACGGAGAGGGUCGAGUGUCCGCUGUGAGAUCUUCAGAAACUCAGAGGACGUCCUCUUCAUCCAUCUGCUUCCAACCAGGGUGUACUCAAGCGGCUCCUGUGGUGAUGCUUCUGCUGCCUGUAGUGAAAACAUUCAAG